AUGGGGUUGGUCGAAACUCCUAAGACGGCCGCUCGCGUCGACCAGCAUGUCGAUUUUUCCAAAGCAGCGCCGCCUAGUACUUCAGAGGAGUGGAUUGCGCGCGCAAGGGAUGUUGCUCAGAUUCUCGCCGUGGACGCCCCCCAGCGAGAUAUCGAGAACAAGUCACCAUCCGACGAAAUUCAGCUUCUCAAAGCUUCCGGGUUGACAAAACUCCUGGCACCCAAGGAAUAUGGCGGCGCUGGUCAGGAUUGGUCCAUCGCGUACAAGGCUAUCCGCGAAGUGGCAAAGGGCGACGGCUCCAUUGGCAUGCUUCUAGGCUAUCAUCUCCUGUGGUCCACGACUGUCAACGUCGUUGGCACUGACGAGCAGAGACAGCGCGUGCAGAAAUUGAUCCUAGAUAAUAACUGGUUCAUUGGCGGCGCCGUGAACCCACGCAAUGCUGAUCUCAAAAUCACCAUUGAUGGCGAGGAACUCGUGUUCAAUGGUUCCAAGUUCUUCAAUACUGGAGGCGUCGUGUCCGAUGCCACGAUUCUCGAGGGCGUGUUAGAUGGUACCGGGGACCAUAUUUUCACCAUUGUACCCACAAAACAGCCCGGAAUCCAAUUUGGCCAUGACUGGGACAACAUUGGCAUGCGAUUGACCGAGUCCGGGAGUGUCAAGAUCGAGAACGUCCGCGUCCCUUGGACCGACGCUUUUGGGUGGGAUAGCACGACCAAGAAACCAAUUGACGCCGUGUUGAAGGUUCCUUUUGCCUCCCUCUUGUUACCGACCAUCCAGCUGGUCUUCUCAAACUUUUACGUGGGCAUCGCACUGGGUGCGCUUGACGAGGCCAAAAAAUGGACCACGUCCAAAACCCGCGCGUGGCCCUAUGGCGGGGAUAACAAAGAAAAGGCAACUGACGAGCACUACAUCCUGGCGCGUUACGGGAACUUCCACGCGCAUCUGAGGGCAGCUGAAGCACUGGCAGAUCGUGCUGGUGAGGAAUUGCGGGACGUAUACCGGGACCAUAGUGAGAAGAGAGAUGUGAGCGCUCGGCGGCGGGGCGAGGUUGCGGAAUGGGUAGCGAGCAUCAAAAUCGUGGCCACAGAUGUCAGCCUGCAGGUGACCAGUGGAAUCUUUGAGGUCACUGGUGCCAGCUCCACAGCCAGAAAAGUUGGGUUGGAUCGCUUUUGGAGGGACGUGAGGACGCACACUCUGCAUGACCCAGUGGCGUAUAAGGAGCGGGAGCUGGGGACCUUUUAUUUGCUGGAUGAGGUUCCUCAGCCGACCUGGUAUACUUGA
Messenger RNA from Fonsecaea nubica, 1281 nucleotides. RefSeq lists its product as hypothetical. Gene Ontology annotation, biological process: L-leucine catabolic process. The record is from RefSeq and is a predicted model, not a curated record. The transcript has a single exon. Gene Ontology annotation, molecular function: 3-methylbutanoyl-CoA dehydrogenase activity; flavin adenine dinucleotide binding. Lineage: Eukaryota; Fungi; Ascomycota; Eurotiomycetes; Chaetothyriales; Herpotrichiellaceae. Bases 1 to 1281 code for a protein of 426 amino acids.